UCAAUUAAACUAGUUCCGAUUUGAACAGUGCAACUCUAGUUUUUUUUUUUAAUACUACAUAUAUGUUUUAAAAACAUAUGCGGAUUCGGGCGAAUAAUACGGAUUUCACCGAUUGCAAACGGAUCAAGGAUAUAACAUCAAAGACGACUGCGACAGCGACGCUGACUGCUACAGCGACUGCGACUGCGACAGAGCGACAAUGGUGUGUUGUGUGUGUGUAUGUGCGUUCGUGUGUGUUUUGUAUCGUGUUGUCUGAUUGUGUGCCGUUGUUGUUGCUGCUGCUGCUCGUUUGUUGUUGUGAGUGUGGUCGACGGACGGACAGUGGGACAAAACGGCGGACAGUGAAGCUGCAGGAUAAGCCCGAAAAUCCUUAGCCUGGCCUCUUCUUCUUCUCCCUUGCGUUUUUAUCAAUCUCUCUUUCGCACACAGAGAGAAACAAUAGCAAAAGCAAGUAAAAAAAAAAAGAAACGGAAAGAGGAGAACCAAAAACAAAAACAAAGAGGCACCGGAGGUUCCAUGGCCCUUUGAUGCCUUCAAAGGAUUCGAGAGGACCCCCCGCCAGCCAGGAUUAUCAUGCGGCCCAUCAGCGAGGAGCAGCAGCUGCAACAGCAGCCGUUGGAGCAACUGCAUCCUCACCAUCCCCUCCAUCACAAUCAGCAACAUCAUAAUCUCAACCAGCAGAUCCCAGAGAUCCCCGAUCUGGAGCUCGUGGAGCCCCAGGUGGGCGAUGGCAGUCUGUGGACCGCCCUCUACGAUUACAAGGCCCAAGGAGAUGAUGAGCUGACCCUGAGGCGUGGCGAAAUCGUUGUGGUCCUCUCCACGGACAGCGAGGUGUCCGGCGAUAAGGGCUGGUGGACCGGCAAGAUCGGGGAUAAGGUUGGUGUCUUUCCCAAGGACUUUGUCACCGAUGAGGACCCAUUGCAAUUGAAUGUCUCCUCGGCGAUCGGUGACAUCCAGCCGCGUCAAAUCGAAUACGAUGAGCUGGACAUCAAGGAGGUCAUCGGUUCCGGGGGCUUUUGCAAAGUGCAUCGCGGCUACUACGACGACGAGGAGGUGGCCAUCAAGAUCGCUCAUCAGACGGGCGAGGAUGACAUGCAACGGAUGCGGGACAGUGUCCUCCAGGAGGCCAAACUCUUUUGGGCCAUCAAGCACGAGAAUAUUGCCGCCUUGCGCGGCGUUUGCCUGAACACCAAGCUCUGUUUGGUGAUGGAGUACGCCCGUGGCGGCAGCCUCAAUCGGAUAUUGGCCGGCAAGAUACCGCCCGAUGUCCUGGUCAAUUGGGCCAUACAGAUAGCUCGCGGCAUGAACUAUCUGCACAACGAGGCGCCCAUAUCGAUCAUUCACCGCGACCUCAAGUCAUCCAAUGUCCUGAUCUACGAGGCCAUCGAGGGCAAUCAUCUGCGUCAGAAGACCCUCAAGAUCACGGAUUUCGGACUGGCCAGGGAGAUGUACAACACGCAGCGGAUGAGUGCAGCGGGCACGUACGCCUGGAUGCCACCGGAGGUCAUCAGCGUCAGCAUCUACUCCAAAUCAUCGGAUGUUUGGAGCUAUGGAGUGUUGCUUUGGGAACUGAUUACGGGCGAGACUCCCUACAAGGGCUUCGAUCCUUUGUCAGUGGCUUACGGCGUGGCUGUCAACACGCUGACCUUGCCGAUACCAAAAACCUGCCCAGAAACCUGGGGAGCCCUGAUGAAAAGCUGCUGGCAAACGGAUCCACACAAACGACCUGGCUUCAAGGAGAUACUCACACAGCUGGAGGGCAUCGCCUGCUCCAAGUUUACGUCGACGCCACAGAAAUCGUUUCACGAUAUGCAGGAGUGCUGGAAGAAGGAGAUCGCCCAGGUGCUGCACGAUUUGCGCGAAAAAGAAAAGCGUUUCCAAACAAUCGAAGAGGAACUGCGCAACAAGGAGGAGCAGCUGCUCAGAGUGCAGAACGAGCAGCGCGAGAAGGCGGACCUCCUCAAGCUGAGGGAGCAGAAGCUGCGCGAGCGGGAAAUGGUGCUCAUCGAAAGGGAGUUGGUAAUGUGGCAGCCGGUGCCCUCGAAACGGAAGCCCAUAAAGGGCAGAAAGAAUAAACCGCUGCAGAUAUCGCUGCCCACUGGCUUCCGGCACACAAUUACGGCGGUGCGCGACAAGGCGGAACAGCCGGGAUCACCAUCCUUUGCCGGAUUGCGCAUCGUGGCACGAUGCCAGGGCAACAGCAAGAUGGACGACUGGCGGCCGGGUGCCACCAACAUGCCGAUCAUGUCGCCAUCGCCGUACCUCCUCAGCCGGUUCACCAGCAACGUUCCCCUGCCGACGCUCUACGCCGGCGACUCCGCCCGCAAGCCGAAGCUCUCGGUGAUCGAGCUGCUCCUCUACAACAUGGCCUCCCUGCUGGCCGGCGUGGCCGCUGGCUACGAUGUCCGGAUGUCGAACGUGUCGCCGGUGCAUCCCACUUUGCUCAGCGAGGUGCCCGCUCUGAAGGCGGCUCCCCUGAAGGCGGCGGUUUCGCUCUCGGAGGCGGAGGAGUCGCAGCAGCCGGAGCAGCAGGUGACGCAACUCCAGCUGGAUGGAGCCACACUCAAGCAGCAGGCGGAGGAACAGCAGGAGCACAGGGAGAGCACACCCAGGAAAGUGGACAGUCAGGCGAGAUUUGGAGGCAUGGAGGCGACGGGGAGCAAGUCGCAGCCCACAUCCUUGGCCCGUCGGAUUGGCGGCAGUCAGCCGUACUACACGCCCGUGCAGCGGACUCCCCAGCACCAGUUGCACCACCAGCAGCACCACCACCAGCACCACCAACAUCACCAGCAGCAGCAACAGCAGCAGCAGCCGCAGCCGCACCACCAGCAGCACCACCAGGCACAGUCGGCGGUGGCAUCUGCUGUGGCGAGCACCACUGUGGCUGCGGCGCAGGCUCCUCCCUCAUCCGGAGUGGUUGGAAUCUACCCGGGAACCCAACCACCGACGCCAUCGCCUCGUCGCAAGCUGAGCAACAGCAGCUUCGGGAAUGCCCCGGUGAAUCCACCGGCGGAUGCCUUCGAGGAGUUCCGGGUGGGCGGCGGCAUCGGUCCGCCGCCGCUUUAUGCGCCAGCGGAUUACCUGAGGAACGGACCGAGUUACUCCAACGACGGAGGAGGCAACUACCGGAAUGGCUACUUCGGUUCCAAUUACUUUCCCUAUCGGCCGGAGUUGAACUACAGCUACGAGCGCGACUGCAAAUCGUAUCCGGACUACUCCUACGACUACAACCACCGGCUGCCGGACUACUACGACUACCAGUACGAGGCGCCAGUGGUGCCCGUUCCCGUUCCGGUGCCUGUGCCCCUUCCCCUGCCCCUGCCCGUUCCCGUGACCGUUCCCUGUCCGGUUAGCCAGACGCGGACGCCACCGCCGCGGGUGCCCCAAAUGGGUGUCUCGGCCGCAGGCCAUCGACGCACUCCCUCGACCGUUUCCAACAACUCCAAUGUGCUGAUGGAGCACGAGGAGCUGCUCUGCUUCGACUACAACAACCUCAACCUGAAUGCGGAUUACGAGAGGGAGAGGGAGCGGGAAAGGGAGCGGGAGCAAGUGGCUCCUCCCUCGAAGCAGGAACUGUAUGCCGGAUCACCGAAGCUCCUGAACCGACUGAUCCACAGUCCGCUGCCGAUGACCAAGAGCAAGUACGCCACGGCGGCGGUGACCCGACCCGCCAGCCUGCCCUUCGAGCAACAUCCCCUCUCCCUCGGCUACCAGCAGCAGCAGCAGCAGUCGUCGAUGUCAUCGCUGCCACCUCCCCUCACUGGCCAGUCCAAGCUGCGCAGCUCCCUCAAGAAGUACAAUGGAGGAGGAGGAGGAGGGGGAGCUGGUGGCGGAGGAGGAGGAGGGAAUGGAUCCACCUCCUCGCAGCAGGGCACGCCCACGAAUCCCACGCCCCCGGAUUCGCUGACCAGCGACGACAGCUCCUACUUGAGUGCCAAAGAGGGUUCCAUUGGCUCCCAGCACAGCAGGGUGCGCUUCAGUCCCGAGGCCUACCUGGAUGCCAAUCCGCUGCCCACUCUGGGUCGCCGGAUGACCGCUCCCUCGAUGCAGUUGCCCAUCCAGCAGCAGCAGCAGCAACUGCAGCAGCAACAGCAGGGAAGACGGCAGCGACAUGCCUCCAGUGGCAGCACUCCGUCGCCGUCGGGAUCCGCCUCCUAGCAGACGCGACUGGCGCUGACCUUGCAGUUGGCGCGGAGUCCAGGAGCGGACAUUGGUAUCGGAAUCGGAACAUCGGGCGGCGGUGGCGGUGGAGCAGCUGGACUGGCGCUGCACCAGCAGAGGGUUCCCUAUCGCUGGUACUCCGGAGCACGGCGAUCCCGGUCGGCGCACUACGAGUACCGCCUGUGAGAGAGCGGGACGGCCUGAUGUCGAUGCACUCGAAGAAGAGGGAGAUGGCUAGAGAAGCUGGCGAGGAUCGGAGGAGCCAAGAAAACGCCAAGAAAUCAGGGAGGGGAGAGCCAGAGGGAACUUCAAAAAAUAGAAAGAGAAGCUGGCGAAGAUCGGAGGAUCAGGAGGGAGUCAAGGAAUCAGGGAGGUUUAAUCCAGCGAAUGGGAAUGGGAAAUCCAAGAAAAUAUAGGAGAAAAGGAACAGACACUUCAAUCAAAGGAAUUCCCAAGAAACAAAGUAAAAGAUUCAGUUGGAAUCUAUAUAGAAAUAGAAUCCAAGCAGCUUUUUAUAAAAACUAAAAAUAAGAGCAAUAACUCAUUGAUAUUGAAGAAUCAGGAAUAAUCCAAGAUCUGCUGGAUUUAAUCAAUCAACUAUGAAACUAAAAAACGCAAAAAAAGCAAUUAACAAUUAAGAAGAGAUGAUGGGGAGAAGAAACUCGCUGAAUAUCAAAGGUCGAGAAACACCAGAGAAAUUAAAUGGUUUUCAGGAAGAAUCAGAACAUAUAUCCCAGGAUCAAACUGGAACUGGAGUAGCAAACUAAAUAGCAGAUGCUCCAGGAUGCCAGCAGAUAAAGAUAAAAUAGAGUUUUUACCUCACACCAAAAAAAAAGAAAAGAAAAGAAAAGCGAAUGCGAUUCCAGAUAUUAUAGGAUCUUGCAGGAUUUUGAAAUCAAAUCUGUAUAUAAAAGUAGUUAACAAGUUGUUCACACGCCAUGAAUAUAAAUAUAUAUACGAAAUUCGAUGUUAAUAUUAGCCAGCAGAUCAGAUAGACAGUAAAAUCUUAAGUGCGGGGUGUUUUUCAAACAACUGGAGAUUUGAGUGACCACCCUUGCUAUUCUGAAUUCAGAAUCAGAAUCGGAAUCCCUUUCUCGAAAGGUUGUUCAAAUCUCUGGGGGUUUUGAAAACACCUCCCAAAAACUAAACACCCAUAGAUAAACACAUGUGCAACCCCCGACUUGUGCGAUUUGCCUUAAAAGUAGAGUGAAGACUUCACUAGUUUUGCCUGAUGCCGGAUACCAAAAACCAAAAAAAAAUAAAAGAUACCAAUCCAAUCAUCGUUACGGAUCCCAAAUCCCUCGAAUAAGCGAAUAUGCGAUUCAAUUGGCGAGCAAAUAGUUUGAUAUAGCCAAUAUACUCCCAUUUAUGUACUAUAUAUAUAUAUUGUAUUAUAUAUAAUAUGCGUUCUCCGAUUCAGAUUAAGUGCAGCCAGCUAGCAAGCCAUCAUCAACAGCAACAACAACAACAAUAAUAAUAAUUAGUAAUACUUUGUAAUUCCGAGGACACCACAUCCCAAAUCAAGACACACGCCAGCCGUAAGCUCCAUUUUUAAGUCUGACAAAAAAUGUUUAUAUAUUCAUAUAUAUAUAUAUUUAUAGACACCUAGAUAUAGACCGAUAUAGACGCGUUAACCCAAUACCACUAGCUCUGAAUUGAAUAACUCGUAUAACUCGAUCGAUUUACAACUAAUUAUAUAACGGAUAUAUACGAGUAUAUACCAUAUAUACCC
Drosophila ficusphila is the source of this 5893-nucleotide messenger RNA. RefSeq names its product mitogen-activated protein kinase kinase kinase-like. The transcript has 11 exons. The coding region runs from base 574 to 4158 and encodes 1194 amino acids. Gene Ontology annotation, molecular function: ATP binding; protein binding; JUN kinase kinase kinase activity. The record is from RefSeq and is a predicted model, not a curated record. Gene Ontology annotation, biological process: protein phosphorylation. NCBI's taxonomy places the organism in Eukaryota, Metazoa, Arthropoda, Insecta, Diptera, Drosophilidae.